Molecule: messenger RNA, 2383 nt
Organism: Spinacia oleracea (spinach)
Lineage: Eukaryota; Viridiplantae; Streptophyta; Magnoliopsida; Caryophyllales; Amaranthaceae
Exons: 5
Coding region: 1730-2224 (164 amino acids)
Source: RefSeq, a predicted model, not a curated record
GUACCCCCUCCGUUGUUUAAGUGCAUCGGUAUGAUUGGCACAUAGUUUAGGAGGUUGAGGUGAAUAAAGUAUAAUAAUAUGCCAGUGGAAUUAGUGGUAGAUUCUUUAUUUGAAAAAUACGAUGGUGUGAGUUGGUGUGGGGACCUUUGGAGAGAAAAAAUAGUUUGGAGUAGGAACAUGUGAAGAGAGAGAUAAGUAAUAAAAAAUGGUAGAAAGUGAUACUCUUAAAACAAAGGAAAAAUUGAUAUUGAUAGCCACUUCACUUUUAAAGGUCCCAACUUUUGAUUAUUCUAGAGUGGUCUCAACUUUAUGGUGGGUUUUCCCAGAAUGGUCCUUCAGUUUAUUAAACUGUUAAUUAAGUUGAUUUAAGCAUAUCAUACUAUUCCAUUACUUCAUUUAAUUAAAAAGUAUGAUUAUUACACGAGAGAUGCGUCUUAAUUAAGUUAUUUAACACUUAAUUUUAACUAAGGGACCAUUUUUGGAAAGGACUCUCUACAGUUGGGACCACUCUGAGAUAUUCAAAAGUUGGGACCUUUUAAAGUAAAUCGGCCAUAGUUGAUACUGAUAACAUCAAUUUUUCCUAAAACAAAUGGUGGAUUAUGGGAAUUGAAAAUAGAGGAGUAUUUACUGUGCAACGAAGGGGGUCUACCACUAGCUUGUGCAUAUGCCAGUCCCUAUCCAUAUGUUUAUUGUCAAGGAAAAAGUUCUGCAAGGUGUUAUUUCUAUUUUUGGUUUGGUUGGUUUGGCCAAAGUUAUUUCUAUUGUUUAUCGAUUUUCAGUUUUUUAGCACCUUAUUUUUUCCCCUAAAGUGCUUAGGGUCUUUUUAUAAAAACUUAUUUUGACGUAUUUAUGACAAAAUAAGUUUAUUUAAGUUUUGAUAAGUUCAGACAAAGUAAGUUCAUGCAAAGGAUGUUUAUUAUUUUUUUUUUCUCGGCAAUUUUAGACAAAAUAAGUUUUUUAGACAACACAUAAGUUCUUUCAGAGAUAAAAUAAGUUAAGAUAACUUAAUUUCAGUCAAAAGCAGGUGAACUAAAUAGAGCCUUAGUAUGUAACAUGAUGGAGCUAUGUUGCUUAGAGUUUAGGUGUCAUGUUCGACAAGGUGUCGAAGAGUCCGGGUCCAUCCGACACUCCGACCCAAAAUUUAGACACCGUGGCACGGUCAGAGUAUGCCUUUCAUCUAAAGGUAUCUGAAUUCUUUCAGACUUUUUUUCAUACAAAAAGUUAUUGGAAAAUUGUAUACAGUGACCUCUUGGUUUUGAAAAAAAAAAAAUCAAUCUCUAAAGUGGCCUUGUAGUAUUUGUACAUUUCGUUAUGUGCCCUUACUUUUGUUUUAAUAGCUAACUUUUCAUUUAAUUUAACCUUAAUCCUAAAUUUCUAACCUACCUCGUAACACCCAUCUUUAUUAUCUUUGACUACCGCCCAUCCCACCACUAACCCAGCGGUAACCACCACUCUGACCACCGAAACACCUACCUAUCCUGCAAAACUACCAGCGAAACCUCUGAUUUAGCUCCUCACACUACCGCUUCCUAUCCAUUCCUCUUCAUCAGGCCUCUCCUUAACCAUCUGAUCGUAAUCAGCAGAGAGUUGAUCCAUCGAUCUGGCAGCAGCAGAAUUGAGUCAAGCAAGAAAUUAUGUGUCCAGUGCUGCUACACGAUUUUACACUUCUUCUCGGCAAGAUCUCUGUUGAUCUCUAGGGAUCCUGGCUUUUCUGUUCGGGUGGUUGACAAUGCAGAUGCAAGAGGUUGCUGGAGAACGUGGAGGCUAUCUUCAUGGAAGGGGUGCAUUAGACAGUGAUGACCUCCUCUAUCUAAAGGAGCAGAUGGAAGCUGAGGAAGAUGCCGAACGCCUUUUACGUCGCACUGAGAAACGAGCAUUUGCUGCUUUCAAAAGAGCGGCAAAUUUGGCAGAUUCUUCACCUGUACCGACUCCCUUGUCUCUUCGAGUUGAGCCCAAGCCAAAGAGUGGAAUAAGGCAGCAAGACCUGCUAAAGAAAGUAGUAGAGAUUAAACCGAAGCGAUCAAAGUUGUCAAACUCAUCUGAAGGUAAUCAGCCAAGUAUGGGUGUAACUGAAAUUGCUUCAUCAAAGCACAAGGUUGAGGAGCUUAAUGUAAAAGAAAGGGGUUCUCAGUUAUUAUCAAAUGAACAAGCCUCCCAAAAAGCAGAUAACACUGUAAAAUCUUUACUAGGAUUAGCAUAUGAAAGUUCUGAUAGUGAAGAUUGAUUUACUGUAUUAUUCUUGGACAUCAUUAUCCCAUAGUUGAGAAGAUGAAAUACAGUUUUCUAAAUUUGUAAGUUUUUUCAAUAUUCUGAAUGUUUUGUUCGUAUCUUUUUCUCUGGCAUAUCAAAACUUCAGAACGCCAAAGGCAGCUGAUUGAUCUUU